AGGGGUCUCAAGGGACCCAACAACUAUGAAAGUGAACUUUCUGAGUUCUUCAAUACCUCUAAUAAUGUGCAUUAUGCUGCCGCCACAAAAGCACAAAACUCCAACGCCAAUCACAAUCAUAACAAUCACAACACCACUACUACCAGCUGCAGUGCGAAAUCGGCCGGAGGCAACGGCAACAAUAACAACAUCAGGAAUAAUAUCAGAACAUGCAUGUCCACAAACACAACCCAUAACCCCAUAGAUAGUAGCAGCAGCAGUAGCAGUGGAAUUGGCAGUAGCCCAGCAAUCGGUGGUAGUAACAACUACCAACAACAACAAACCCUACAGCAGCAGCAGCAGCAGCAACAGACAACGGCAGCCGCAGCGGCCGCAGCAGCAGCCGUAACAGCUACAGCACGCGACAAUAUGGCCAAUGGAGGAUAUGCAGGAUUUAAAGAGCCCGAACGCUUUUUGGAACAUAACUUUUGGCAGUCGCAAAAGAGUGCUGCUGCCGCAGCAGCCGCUGCCGCUGCUGCUACUCAUGCGACCAAUCAGUGGUCACUUAACAACAAUCGUAACUAUAUGAGCAACCUUUCGCAAAUCUCAUAUUCGAAUAACAGUCAACCAAACCAAAGUCCAUCGCCGUAUGUGCAAUUCAAUCCUUACAUGAAUAUGAACAUGAACAUGAAUUUAAAUAUGAACAUGAAUCAGCGUUCAUUUCUAAAUUCUGCGCAAGCAACGGAGAAAAAUGCAAUGCAUUUAAGUCAUUUCGAUAAACACAAUAUCCGCUUUGGGGACUACGAUUGUACAUUGCGUUAAAUAAUUUAACAUACAUACACAUUGCAUUGAAGAGAAAACAAAGCGAACAACUCACAACGUUUGGAAAAGAAAUAAUAAGAAUAACAAAAGCAAAAACAAAAAAAUCUCAUUAAAUUGAUGCACAUUGUACAAGCUGAAAGUAAUCCAUAUUAGAGCAUACAAACGACAUACAUACAUCCAUACAUACACACAUAACAUAAUAUACUAAUAUAAUUGCAUACCCUUAGAUACAAGUAUAAUAAAUAUGUGGUAAUUAAAUUGCGCAUAAUGUCGAAAUGUCUGCCAGCACAUCCGCACAUCCAUCAUAGAGACCAAACGAGUACUGGAACUACAAUAUACUAGAAUAUUUUGUUAGGCCUAUUAAUGUUCUUAAAACAGAGUAAAACAAACAUAUUUAUGUAAACUUGAUUAGUGAAUUUGUUAUCAGUAGUUUGUUACACCAUAUUGUUAAUCGAAAUCUAUCAUGAUGCGUUAAUAUGUAAUGUAUAUAGAGUUUUUUUUUAUCUAGAUGUAUUAUCCUUUUUUAAUAAAAAGCAACAAAUGAC
Messenger RNA from Rhagoletis zephyria (snowberry fruit fly), 1346 nucleotides. RefSeq lists its product as uncharacterized. The record is from RefSeq and is a predicted model, not a curated record. NCBI's taxonomy places the organism in Eukaryota, Metazoa, Arthropoda, Insecta, Diptera, Tephritidae.